CUCCUCCUCGCUGUGACGUCACGUGCUGCCUGGCUAUUGCGCGAACUAUUUUCUGUAGCAACAGCACUGAGUGUAUUUCAGCCGCUUACCGCUAACGAGCACCGAAAUACGAGCAAGGGUCAGGGAGAGAGAGAGGGAGAGAAAAGCGAGGGAGCGGGAGAGGGAGGGUUAACGAAAGAAUUCAUCUCAGCCACUGUGGCUGUAAAACUCACACACAGAGAGAAAAAAAAAUCCUGCUGAAGCAUCAACGGUUGAACGGGAAGAGGGAGAGAGAGAGGGAGAGAAAAAAUCGCGCUCUCGCUUCGCACGAGAAAUGGAUCUACCUGCCGUCGGAGAGCACGUCUUCGCGGUGGAGGGCAUCGAGAAGAAGCGCAUACGGAAGGGCAGAACCGAAUAUCUGGUGAAAUGGAGAGGAUGGUCGCCGAGAUAUAACACAUGGGAACCGGAGGAGAACAUCCUCGACCCGCGCCUUCUCGUCGCCUUCCAAAACAGAGAGAGACAAGAGCAGCAGAUGGGAUAUCGCAAAAGAGGACCCAAACCCAAACAUCUUCUUAUCCAGUUACCUGCAUUUGCACGGAGGUCCAGCAUCCUCGCUGAUCUUCAGGAGACCAAACUGGAUGAGGAGAACCAGUUCAAAGUGGAUUCACUCCCAAUGCACCGGUCACAGCCUCAGCAUUACCAGCUCAACAGCAAAAAACAUCACCAGUACCAGCCCAACAGCAAGGAGAUUCCAGCAGAAGCUCACACCAAUGGCAAGAAGAAACACUUCUAUCAGCUAAACAGCAAGAAGCACCAUCAUUACCAACCAGACCCUAAGAUGUAUGACCAACAAUCCACAAAGGCUAAAGAGGUUAAGGGGCAUGACCCUUCUAUUAAAGCAUGGAACCUCCCUCCUGCAUUGCAACAGAAAUGGGUGCGUGACAAGGACACUGGCAGCUUAAAUAAAGUGAAAGAUCUGUCCAUGGAGCAUAAGCAAAUGCUUAUUCCAACUAGCAAGGAAGACCAAACAGUAAAGACAACUCAAAAGGAUCCCUUACUUUCCAAUGGCAUCAGCAGUAAGAUGAAGAUCAUCAGGAACAAAAACAAAAAUGGCCGAAUUGUCAUUGUCAUGAGUAAGUACAUGGAUAAUGGGGUCCACUCUUCCAAAGAAAAAAACAGGGUGUCAACCGGAAUGGAGAAGCCAAAACAAACUGAGGAAUCUGUAAAUGGCAAUGCAGUUAGUCUUGUAAAUGUGACAGUUGGACAGGAGAAUGGUGCUUCUAACCAUUCAGGAGACAGUGCAUGUGUUACCAGUGAAUUUGUUCACAAAGUGCCCCACAAAAAGUUUGAGCUCUCAAAAGCAAAACUGAGUACUGAGACAGGUCACAGGACAGAACAAGAGGUGAACAAGAUGAAUUCAUCACACAAUUACUCUCUGCAAUUGUGCAACAAGCUUAACUCUUCACCCUUAUCAGUUGGGGAAGACAUCCCACUGCAAAAGGACUCCACCAAACAAUAUUUAAGCCAUCGUAAAAGGAACCUGUCAGAACCUAAUGAAGCUGCAAGUGAUUGUAAGAAGUUUCUUAGCUCCAGAAGUAUCAGUGCUCCCAAUCAGGUCGUAUUUUCCCCACAGAGAGAACCUAUAGACCUGCACUGUUCUAGCCAAAUCACCAGUGCGGGCUACAACUACAAUCUUACCAACACCAUUCCUGAUGAACCGAUAGACUUAAGCUGUGGAAGGACUAGGCUAAAUCCCGAAGCUCCCACAGAUUCCAACGUCACAGUGGAUGACACACCUGACACUUCAGAUAAGUCAAAAGAACCAGUCAGCUCUUUUAAGCCAUUUUCAGGUAACAUCAUCAUUACGGAUGUCACCACAAACUGUCUGACUGUGACUUUUAAGGAAUAUGUCUCCAUUUAACAGCCUUCGAUUUGUUACACUGAAGACCGCUGAUACUCAUAUGGAUUUGUAGAUAUGUAAUUAUUAAAAGAAUUUUGUACAUAUGUAUCUAUAAUUUGUAAUGUAUAGAAAGGAAAUGUUUUUUUGUGUAGGUUUUGUUUUUAUUUCAUUUGCAAAAUGUCAAGGCCUGUACAUGCACAGAUUAAAAUUUGUAUGUUUUGAAUGUUGAAA
Messenger RNA from Clarias gariepinus (North African catfish), 2110 nucleotides. It is a transcript of the gene cbx4, whose product is annotated as chromobox homolog 4 (Pc class homolog, Drosophila). Gene Ontology annotation, biological process: negative regulation of DNA-templated transcription. The record is from RefSeq and is a predicted model, not a curated record. The coding region runs from base 314 to 1900 and encodes 528 amino acids. The transcript is spliced from 5 exons. Lineage: Eukaryota; Metazoa; Chordata; Actinopteri; Siluriformes; Clariidae.